Messenger RNA from Gossypium raimondii (Peruvian cotton), 2908 nucleotides. RefSeq names its product protein CHUP1, chloroplastic. The transcript is spliced from 7 exons. Gene Ontology annotation, biological process: chloroplast organization. Gene Ontology annotation, cellular component: chloroplast outer membrane. The record is from RefSeq and is a predicted model, not a curated record. Bases 245 to 2548 code for a protein of 767 amino acids. NCBI's taxonomy places the organism in Eukaryota, Viridiplantae, Streptophyta, Magnoliopsida, Malvales, Malvaceae.
GAUAAAUAAUGAAAGAAAGCUGCAAGUGCCACCAUUACUCUUCUCUUGAAAUCGGAGCUCUCUUUCAACAUACAAAACAAUCCCUUCCCAUUCAUCUUCUCUUCAAAUUUCAAACCCUCUUCCAACUUUCUGGCAUUUUGCAAUCAACCAAACCUUAGUGUUUUUCUCUUGAGAAUGUAGUUAUUUUUUCUCUUGCUUCAGCAGCUUGUCUUACAACAUCUUUCCUUCUUCUAAAGUCUUUACAAUGAGAGAAGAAAACUCAUUUGAGAACAGAGCCAAAGCAUCAAAAUUUGGUGAUCAAAAUCAACCCCCAAAAUCUCUGCACACAAAGACCAUUACCAAUCAAUCCAAGCCCAAGUCUUCAUGGGGUUCACACAUUGUGAAGGGCUUCACAGGCACAGCUGACAAGAAAACCAAGGUUCAAACCAUCACCGUCCAAACCAAGAAACCUCCUGUAUCAAACACUGAUGUCCCCACUACUAACCCAUCUCUGCAUUCUCAUUCUAGAGUUAAAAGGUCCCUCAUUUCUGAUUUAUCUUGCUCUGUCAGUGCAACCCAAGUCCACCCUCAAGUCUACCCAACUCACCGGAGGCAGUCCUCUGGUUCUCGCGAUCUCUUCAUCGAAUUAGACCACGUUAGGAGCCUUCUUCAGGACUCUAAAGAAAGGGAGCUUAAGCUGCAAGCUGAGCUUGCCGAGUGGAAGACAAAUGCUAAAGUUUUGGAUCUCCAGACCCAGCUUGAAACAAGGAACAUUGAAGUAGAUAAUCUUUCACACAGAGUUGGGUUGUUGGAGUCGGAGAAGACCAGCUUAUGUGGUCAACUGGCAACUUUGACUUCCAUUUUGGAAAGGAAUGAGGAAAAUCUGGAAAUCUCAAAGGAACCGCAAUCGAUUAGGGAUCUUGAAAUGGAAGUUGUGGAGUUGAGGAGGUUGAACAAGGAGUUACAGAUGCAAAAGAGGAAUCUUGCUUGCAAGCUUUCAUCUUUGGAAUCCCAGUUAGCUUCUCUUGCCAAAGCCAAUGAGAGUGAUGUUGUUGCCAAAGUUAAAGCGGAGGCAUCAAUGUUAAGGCAUACCAAUGAAAACCUGAGUAAACAAGUGGAAGGUCUACAAAUGAGCCGGUUGAAUGAAGUUGAGGAGCUUGCAUACUUGAGGUGGGUUAAUUCUUGUUUACGAGAUGAACUACGAAAUUCAUGCUCAACAAUGAAUUCCGAUAAGGCAUUAAGUCCAGUUCAAAGCAAGGUUGACUAUGGAGGCUCACCGAAUUCCGCAAGCAGUAAGAGCUCAGAACGCAGUAGUGCAAGUAUAAAGAGAUUAAAUUUAAUUAAAAAGAUGAAGAAAUGGCCUAUCACUAGCCAGGAACCUUCCAGUGUAGAGUAUGCAGCUACUGUUGUGGACAAGGAGUGGGUGCAUAUAGAGGAGCUGAGAAGUCCUGGAAGAAGACAUUCCAUAAGUGGAUCAAAAUGUUACAUACAAGAGUUGGUACCAAAUAAGAGAAGACAAUCUGAUGGUUUUAUGUGUACCAAAGAAAUGGAGAAGGAGGCUGAGCCAGUAAGUUCUCAAAAGCCUGCUGCUUCAGCUUCCUUGGAUUUUGAGAGAAGGGCUUUGAGAAUUCCUAAUCCUCCUCCCAGGCCUUCCUGUUCGGUCCCAAGUGGACCUAAAGAGGAAAGUUGUCCACAAAUUCCACCACCACCACCACCUCCCCCUCCAAAGUUUUCAGUGAGAAGUAGCUCUGGUGUGGUGAAGCGAGCCCCGCAAGUGGUCGAGUUUUAUCAUUCUCUCAUGAAAAGGGAAUCUAGAAAGGAUUCCACAAAUGGAGGAAUAUGUGAUGUGCCCGAUGUUGCAAAUGUUCGUAGCAGCAUGAUAGGCGAAAUUGAGAAUAGAUCAUCACAUUUGCUUGCUAUAAAGGCGGAUGUUGAAACUCAAGGAGAAUUUGUGAAUUCGUUGAUAAGAGAAGUCAAUAAUGCUGUUUAUCAGAACAUUGAAGACGUUGUAGCAUUUGUGAAGUGGCUUGAUGAUGAACUUUGCUAUCUAGUUGAUGAAAGGGCAGUGUUGAAGCACUUUGCUUGGCCAGAGAAAAAAGCUGACACAUUGCGAGAAGCAGCAUUCGGAUACCAAGAUCUCAAGAAAUUGGAAUCUGAGGUGUUAUACUACAAGGAUGAUUCCAGGAUGCCUUGUGAUAUUGCCUUAAAGAAAAUGGUUGCCUUGUCUGAGAAGAUGGAACGUACUGUUUAUAACCUCCUACGUACAAGAGAGUCAUUGAUGCGCAACUGCAGGGAAUUCCAAAUUCCCACAGACUGGAUGCUUGAUAAUGGGAUUAUGAGCAAGAUUAAACUUGGAUCAGUGAAACUGGCGAAGCGGUACAUGAAACGGGUAGCCAUUGAACUGCAGGUGAAGGCAACCUUGGAGAAGGAUCCUUCAAUGGAUUAUAUGCUACUUCAAGGAGUCAGAUUUGCAUUCAGAAUACAUCAGUUUGCAGGAGGAUUUGAUUCUGAAACAAUGCAUGCAUUUGAGGAACUCCGAAACCUUGCCAACCUCCUUAACAAGAAGUAGUAGUAGUAGUAGUAGUAGUAGUAGUAGUAGUAGUAGUAAAGGGUGAUUUUUGUUUUCUUGAUGCAUGUUGAUGCUGAUCGUCGGAACACUGGUUUGCUUACCAUCUCGGUGAGGAUUUAAAGUGUGGAAAAAGAGUGUUUUGAUUUGAAUGUUGAUGGCAAAGCAGCAGCAGUAUGGGUUGUGACAGGAUUGAGGAUGUGAAGUUCGUCAGAAGAAGAAGACGAUGACGAUUGGAUGGACGAAAGGAAUAGCUGCUGCUGCUGUGCUUCAUUUUUCUUGGAUAGCGCUACAGGGAAGGAAAACGGAGCUUUGAAUUUUAAAGAAAAUCAAAGAAUGAUUACGGUUAAUUUACCAUUGCUA